AUGGGCUCUCCGCGCGCAUUGGGCUCCCCGCGUGCCGUCGGCUCUCCGCGCGCAGUGGGCUCUCCGCGCGCCGUGGGCUCCCCCCGGUCCGUCGGCUCUCCGCGAGCCGUGGGCUCCCCGCGUCCGCGCCGCGUCAACAGCAUCGGAGGUGGAGGGACUCUCGCGCGCGUGCGAAGCGGCGGGGGAGGCGGAGGCCAUGAGGGGGCGGGGAACAAAGCCCUUUCUCCCCCUACGGGGUUUCCCCCGCGGCCCCGCGGAAUAAUGGUGAAAUCGUCCAGCCUAUCUGUAAGCUCGCUCGAUCAGCCGUAUCGACGGUCCGUGUCGUUCGAUCUCGGAGACGACGACGAGCCCGCGGGCUGCGUCCGAAGCGCGUCGAACCCCUCGCUGCUGCACGUAAGGGGCGGAACCGGCGCAGACGCGGGAAGGGCGGGGGGAAAGGGGGGGAUUGCGGGACGCCCCGAGGACGAUGUGGGGGAUGAUAGUUCCAGUAUAGACAGUCUCGAUUGGGAAGGGGAGGAGGAGGACGUGGGCGGAAGGGAGCAGGAGCAAGAGAAGCGCGGGCGGCUCUCUCACGCGGGGUUGACUCCGCGGGACUCCCCCGCGCAACCUUCCCUUCCGCGCAACCGCUUUCCGCAAGACCUCGGCGCGCCCCGCGCUGCUGGUUCCAGCCGCGGGGGUCCCGACGGCGCGACUGCGCCAGGCGGUGCGCGCGCCGCGCACCGGCGGUCGCUCUCCUCCCCCGCGCACGACCUUGCUCCGCUUCCCCUGAGUUCCGCGUCGGGGGAAGCGGUGGUGGCGGGAACAGUGCUGGCUCCACGUAGGCAGGCUAGGCACUCGGAUUACAGCGACGAGAGUGACAAUAGCGAGGGUGACGGUGCCGGGGAGGGGGGUCAGGGGCGGAUGGUAGGCGCGCGGGGCAGGUCCGCUGGUGCAGGUGCAUCAGCGGGGGGGAAAAGCAGGGGGGUGGCUGGUGAGGAGAGGGGAGACAGGGGAGGGCGAGUGGCGGGAAGGGGCGGGGCAAGGGGAGGAACGAUCAGCGACAGCGACCGGGGGGAGGGGCGAGGGCUCGAGCAGUCGGUUAGGCAUCCCGUGAAAGCGGGGGAAAGGCGAGGGGGAGGGGGGGUUGGCGGAGAAUCGGGAGAGGGGGACGUUGUGGGCCUGGCUGUUGGGGGCAGUGGGGGGGGCAUGGGGCAGCCGUUUGUGAUGCAGUUUAAGGUGGCUGGGGUGCUGAGUGGGGAGGAAGAUGAGGAGGAGGAUGAGGAGGGAGAGGACUUGAGUGAAUCAGAAAUUGAUAGAAGAGUGGGGAUACGGAGCACGGGGGAGAGAGCAGCGGGCGCGCAGGCAUGGGGAGGAGCGCCUGUGAAGGCAGCAGUGGGGCGGGGGGGGGCGGGGAGAGGGGGCGCAGGGAGUGCAGCGCGCGCAGAGGGGUGGCGCGCGCGGGAGGAGCGGGCGCGGGUGCUGGCGAGUGACAGUGAGGACGUAAGUGACGAGGAGGAGCGGGGGAGCAGGGGGAGAGAGAGAGGGAGCGGGAGGAAGAGUGAGAGGAGGGACAGCGAAAGCAUGAACUUGGGUAGGAAUGAUGGGCGGGGUAGUGCUGGCGUUGCUGGCAGUGCUCCUGGUGCUGCCAGUGCUGCGAGUGCUGGUGAUGCUGGUGGGUUUUGCAGUGAUCUCAGUGACAGCGAGUCGGAGGAGGAGGAGGAGCUGCGACAGCUGGCACGGGAACGGCAGCGGCUGCUGCAGGCAAAGCUCGGGCAGCAGAAACUCACGGCUUUGCACGAGAACGGGCUGCCCGAGAAAAACGCAGGGGGUGGCCGGCAGGGAGUAGCAGCUAGGGAGAGGGACGGCGAGGGGACAGUGAGCGAGGGGAAAAGCGGGGCGAAAGUGACAAGUGUGGCAGGGGAGAGGGGGGCAGAGGAGGAUGAUGAUGGGCUGGAGAGAGAGUGGGAGUGGGAAUGGUCUCGAGUAAGGCAGAACCAGCGAGUCACUGAGCUUAAGGCUGCGCCGCAUGGGUUAUUUUUCAAGAGUGCUUCUGUUGGGGGUGCUACUGCUGUGGUCAGCAGACCAGCAAAGGGUGCGGCAGGGGCAGAGGCAGAGGGGGAGGAGGUGGAGGAGGAGGAUGAGGAGGAGUGGGAGGAGAGUCCUGAGCAUGCACCUAGGGCGCAUUCACUGCCUCGUGUGGGUGGGUCGGCGGAUCCCCGUCUUCUUGGGUUCGUGAAGUCGCAGUCUUUGUCCACUAGUGGCCGCCCGACCACUGCUGACUCAGCAGCGGUUACCAGACGAAGUCGGUAUCUGAGGGGAGCAGCAGAGGGGCAACAGCAGCAGCAGCAGCAGCAGCAGCAGCAGCAGCAGAGGCCCCCACCUUGGAGACAACCCCAUGGGAUGAGCAGAGAGAGGGAUGUGGGGGAGGGACAGGGGCGGGCAGUGGGGCGAGACGCGUGGAGAGACGGCGGGAGGGAUGUGGGGAGGGAGGUUGGGAGGGAGGGAGACCCAGGUGCAGCAGUGAGACAGGGAGUAACGCCAACAGCACGCAGAAGAUCAAUGGAAGGGGAAGGAAUAGCAGGGGGCGAGGGUGGGGGGAAGGGCUUACCUGUGCGGGCCCGUGCAGUGCAGCAGCUGCGAACAGGUGGAGGAGGGGAAGGGGUCAGGGGCGGGGGAGGGGGAGGAGGCGGGGGAGGCGGAAGGGGGAGGCACAGGAGGACGAGCUCUGAUCCACAGAUAGGGGCAGCGGUGCUGGCACGGAGAGGGGUGGGUGUGGGGAGGAGUGGGCUGGCUGGGAGCCGUGCAGGGGAGAGGGCAGGGGAGGGAAGCGGGCCAGGGAGAGAGAGUGGAGUGCAAGGGAGAACAAUGGGGUCUGAAGGGGUGGAUAAGGGUGGAGAGCGGCGAGGUCAGGACGGAAGAGCGAGAGUGGAGGGAUCAGCGGCAGUGGAAGGAGGGGGGUGUGAGUUGAAGGGGGAAGAGAUGGCUGCAUCUCAGGAGCCUGCUUUGGAAAGGGAGCUCACGUUCAGGCUCGGCUGA
Messenger RNA from Closterium sp. Naga37s-1, 3015 nucleotides. The record is from the annotation of a GenBank genome assembly. NCBI's taxonomy places the organism in Eukaryota, Viridiplantae, Streptophyta, Zygnematophyceae, Desmidiales, Closteriaceae.